AGGCUGUCGUCGCCGGUUGAUGACGAGUGGAGACAGCACGCGGCGGUUUAACGGUCAGCGCCAUGGUGAAGCCACAGUACAAGGGGCGCUCGAGCAUCAACCCCUCCGCCUCCAGCUCCAACCCCGAUCGGCCAAAAUGUGGGAGCCACAUGAGGGACAGGGCGACAAUCAAGCGCCUGAAUAUGUACAGGCAGAAAGAGCGAAGAAACAAUCGUGGAAAGAUCAUCAAGCCGCUACAAUUUCAGUCAAAAGUUGACCCCGGAACAGUGGCCCGAGUGGAGCCAAAUAUAAAGUGGUUUGCAAACACUCGAGUCAUAAAGCAGUCGUGCCUUCAAACGUUCCAAGAUGAGAUGGGCAAAGUGGUGAAAGAUCCUUACAGAGUAGUUAUGAAACGGACAAAGCUUCCGAUGUCCCUUCUGAAUGACCGAAUCCAGCCUCAUAAUUCAAAAGUGCACAUUCUAGAUACAGAAACAUUUGAAACAACCUUUGGGCCUAAAGCACAGCGGAAAAGGCCGAAUCUCGCAGUGUGUGACAUGCAAAGCCUGGUGGAAAAGACAGAAACAUUGACAAAUGAAUACAGCCUAGAAAAGGACAGAGAUCUGGUAGUGGAAGAUACUGGAGUAAGAGAUGAAGUCCGAGAAGAGAUCUAUAAAAAAGGACAGUCUAAAAGAAUAUGGGGUGAACUGUACAAGGUUAUAGAUUCUUCAGACGUUGUAAUCCAAGUGCUUGAUGCCAGGGAUCCAAUAGGAACACGCUCACCUCACAUAGAGGCUUACAUAAAAAAAGAAAAACCAUGGAAAAAUUUUAUGUUUGUGCUUAACAAGUGUGAUCUUGUACCGACCUGGGCAACUAAAAGAUGGGUUGCAAUUUUAUCCCAUGAACAUCCCACACUUGCCUUCCACGCCAGCCUCACCAAUCCCUUUGGAAAAGGAGCUCUCAUCCAACUUUUGCGUCAGUUUGGGAAGCUGCACAGUGACAAAAAGCAGAUCAGUGUGGGUUUCAUCGGCUAUCCCAAUGUUGGCAAGAGUUCUGUCAUUAAUGCGCUGCGUUCCAAGAAAGUCUGCAAUGUCGCACCUAUUGCUGGUGAAACAAAGGUCUGGCAGUACAUCACUCUGAUGCGUCGGAUUUUCCUGAUCGAUUGUCCUGGUGUUGUAUAUCCGUCUGGUGAUUCGGAGACUGACAUCGUGCUGAAGGGAGUGGUUCAAGUCGAGAAAAUCAAGUGUCCUGAUGAUCACAUACCCGCAGUGCUAGAGAGAGCUAAAUCUGAAUACAUCAGCAAGACCUACAAGAUCGAGUCCUGGAGUAGUGCCGUGGAUUUCUUAGAGAAACUUGCAUUCAGGAUGGGAAAGCUUUUGAAGGGAGGAGAGCCUGACAUACAAACCAUUUCCAAAAUGGUCCUGAAUGAUUGGCAGAGAGGACGGAUACCAUUCUUUGUAAAGCCACCGAAUGCCGAAGUAAGCUCACAGCCUAUCGAUAAGUUGAAAGCGGCCAAAAUCACGAGCGACGUUGAUCAUGUAAAAGAUGCCUCUGAAUCAUCAACUGUGCAGACUGAGCCAGAAGAGACCAAAGAGCCUAACACGGACACUCAGACACAGCAACUCGUUUCACAAGUCAGGCAGAACUUUGGAAAAAUCAACGUGGCACCAGAAUAUUUUGCGGCAGAUCUCCAACCUGUCGACAACUCUGACAAUGAAGAGGCUGAGGAGAGCUGCUCGGAAGGGGAGGAGGAGAAGGAGGGUGAGAAUGAGAACAAAGAAAAGGAACCAAUUGGAGUGGAACUAAAUCAACCGGAAGAAAACUCCUCCGAACCAAAGGGCAAAUCAAAAAGUACAAAAGUCUUACAGGAAUUGGAUGAUAAGAUUGCAAAAUAUAAAAAGUUUCUGAAUAAAGCCAAAGCAAAGAGGUUUUCAGCUAUUAGGAUCCCCAAGAAUCUGGCUGCAAAAAUGUUUACAGAUUCGAAUCAAAAAGAAGUGGAAUCAAACUUAAAUGGAGAUCCUAAAGCAGGAAGAAAGCGGAAAAUACAGAAUGAACCCAUCGAUGAUCAACCUCCCACCAAGCUUUCAUCCAAAGAGAAGCGAAGACUGGAACGAAUGCAACGCUCAAAGAAGGUUGGGGUUCGAUACUACGAAACACACAACGUCAAAAAUAAGAACAAGCAGAAAAAGACAAUCGGGGCAUCAGACCAACAGAAAUUCAAAAAGAAACAAUAGAUUUUGUACCCCAGCAUUUCUGUUGAAUAAAAGAAAAAUAAUAAUAAUCCUUGCAUUUGAUAUAGCGCCUAUGUCGUUGAGACAUCUCAAAGCUCUUCACAGAAUAUACUGUAAAAUGAAUGGACUAUUUUGUGGGUGGAAUUAAUAAAUGGAAUUUUACUUUU
Messenger RNA from Callorhinchus milii (elephant shark), 2374 nucleotides. It is a transcript of the gene gnl2, whose product is annotated as guanine nucleotide binding protein-like 2 (nucleolar). Gene Ontology annotation, cellular component: nucleolus. Lineage: Eukaryota; Metazoa; Chordata; Chondrichthyes; Chimaeriformes; Callorhinchidae. The transcript is spliced from 16 exons. Gene Ontology annotation, molecular function: GTP binding. The record is from RefSeq and is a predicted model, not a curated record. The coding region runs from base 63 to 2210 and encodes 715 amino acids.